GAGCUCCAUCAAACGUUGCUUCAAACUUGGGUUUGGAACAAUAACAAACAACCGAAGUGACAUGUGGCUUGUUAGGCUGUGCUAGAACUUUCUACGGCAAAAGGACAGUCAGAUUCGUCAUGAAGACGGUUCUAAUGGUGGCAGAGAAGCCUUCGUUGGCCCAGGCGUUGGCAAAAAUUUUGUCUAAUGGAAACCAAAUUUCUCGGAAAGGCUCGAAUGGAGCUUGCUCUGUUCAUGAAUAUAACGGCAAGUUCCAAGGAGAGACUGUCAGGUUUAAAAUGACUUCAGUCUGUGGUCAUAUCAUGGGCCUGGACUUCGUGGGGAAGUACAACAACUGGGAUCGAGUUGACCCGGCUGAGCUGUUCUCCGCACCAACUCAGAAGAAAGAGGCCACUCCAAAUCUUCAUAUGCCCAAUUUCCUUCAGAAAGAGGCUCGAGGAGCUGAUUACUUGGUGCUGUGGUUGGAUUGUGAUAAGGAAGGAGAAAACAUCUGUUUUGAAGUGAUUGAUUGUGUCAUGCCUUCUAUGAACAGGAAUAAUGGACAGGCAAUUUUUCGGGCCAAAUUCAGUGCCAUAACAGAGACAGAUGUCAAGCGAGCCAUGUCAACCCUAAUCUCUCCUAACAAAAAUGAAGCCAUGUCAGUGGAUGCUCGACAGGAGCUUGACCUCAGGAUUGGAUGUGCCUUUACCAGAUAUCAAACAAAGUUUUUUCAGGGUAAGUAUGGGGAUCUGGACAGCACACUGAUUUCUUACGGCCCAUGUCAAACCCCCACCCUGGGUUUCUGUGUGGAGAGGCAUGACAAGAUCCAGUCCUUCAAACCUGAGGCCUACUGGGUUAUACAAGUUCAGAUCUCCCACCCCAGUGGUAAGGCCCUGAUGCUUGACUGGGAACGUGUCAGAGUCUUUGAUAAGGAAGUAGCUCAGUUGUUUGUUAACCUUAUCAAAGCCAAUGAGAGUGCUAGGGUGAUGAACAUCCUACAGAAGGAGAAGACUAAGCCUCGGCCACUGGCCCUGAACACAGUGGAGAUGUUACGAGUGGGCAGUUCUGGACUUGGUAUGGGCCCCCAACACACCAUGCAGAUAGCUGAGAGGCUUUAUACCCAGGGUUACAUCAGCUACCCCAGGACAGAGACCACCAGCUACCCAGAAAACUUCGACCUCAAAGGGACAUUAAAACAACAGGCAUCAAGUCGUGUGUGGGGAGAAGAGGUCAGAGAACUGCUAAGCCAAGGCAUCCAGAAACCAAAGAAAGGUCAUGAUGCUGGAGACCAUCCUCCUAUCACCCCAAUGAGAGCAGCCACAGAGGAUGACCUAGGGCAUGAUGGCUGGAGACUGUAUGAUUACAUUACAAGGCAUUUUAUCGGCACACUGUCCCCAGACUGUCGUUACAUGCAGACAAAGAUCACAUUUGAGAUAGGUAAAGAGAAAUUUAGCCUCUCAGGUAACCGCCUUCUAGACCCUGGGUUCACAUCCGUCAUGCCGUGGCAGGCCCUGACCAGUGAUGAGGAACUACCCACCUUUGAAAGGGGACAAUUACUCGGCAUCAGUGAGGUGAAGAUGGUGGAGCGUCAGACAUGCCCACCUGACUACCUGACAGAGAGUGAGUUGAUUACACUGAUGGAGAAGCAUGGGAUAGGUACAGAUGCUAGCAUACCUGUCCACAUCAACAAUAUCUGUGAGAGGAACUAUGUCAACAUCAUUGCCGGGCGUAAACUCAAGCCUACCACACUGGGCAUUGUCCUGGUUCAUGGCUAUCAGAAGAUUGACUCAGAUUUGGUUCUGUCCACCAUGAGGUCAGCUGUGGAGCAGCAGCUGAAUCUCAUUGCCAUGGGCAAAGCAAACUUUCAUGCUGUACUCCAACAUGCCGUGGACAUUUUCACCAGGAAGUUCAAGUAUUUUGUGGAGAACAUUAUGGCGAUGGAUGAGUUGUUUGAGGUGUCGUUCUCGCCACUGGCUGACAGCGGCAAGCCACUCUCAAGGUGUGGCAAGUGUCGACGUUACAUGAAGUUUGUCCAGGCUAAGCCAUGUCGCUUACACUGCUCCUCAUGUGACGAGACAUACACCCUGCCCCAGAAUGGCAACAUCAAACUGUACAAAGAACUCAAGUGUCCCUUAGACGAAUUUGAACUGGUGCUGUGGACAACAGGCCUGAAAGGAAAGAGUUACGCUUUGUGUCCCUACUGCUACAAUCAUCCUCCGUUCAAAGACAUGCGUAAGGGGAUGGGGUGUAAUGAGUGUACUCACCCUACCUGUCAACACAGCGUCUGCCAGAAUGGCGUCUCAGAGUGCGUGGAGUGUGACAGGGGUAUCCUCGUACUCGACCAGUCAUCUGCUCCCAAGUGGCGUAUGGCUUGUAAUAAGUGUAAUGUUGUUGUGAACUUUUUUGAGAAUGCCCACAAAGUAGCUGUGUCGGAAGAGAGCUGUGAAGAUUGUGGGGCCAGUCUAAUGGACGUCGACUUCAACAAGACCAAGUCACCUCUAGAAGAUGGUGCCACUGAGCACUCAGGAUGUGUUUUCUGCGAUCCUGUCUUCAAACCACUUGUGGAAAAAAACCACGCCAUGACAAGGUUCAUCCACCACCGUCCUUCAGGUGGGAGAGGAGGGCGUGGUGGCAAGAGGAGGGGGCGUGGCCGAGGGAGGGGAAGAGGAAGAGGUCGUGGACGGUCGCAGUAAUACUCUACCGUAUACUUCACUACUUGGUACAGAUGCCAGGUGCUUUACUGUCAGUUUUAGGGGGAGAAGUCACUGUUUCAUGCCACGAACACAGCAAGAACCUUGAAUUGUUUUGACAACCCCAUAUCCAUAUAUACGUGUGUGUUUAUUGUGGAAGGCAGGAUGUCUUUGUACGCAGUGGACAUGGAUGCAAAACCACUGAACAAAAUGGCAAACUUUAAAUGUACACAGUUGGAUGGUUUGUUUUCCAUGUGAGAAAUCCUUGCCAGAUAUCAGGAUCCAUAUCAAUCUACAAAACGGUUUUCUUACCCAGGCUGGGCUGUAAUACCUUGCGCAAAAUGAAAAACUACAUGUAAAACCAGGCAGUCAUUCAUUCGAAGAUAUCAGGCCUGUCCAUUCACGUGUUUGUGUUUCACCAUAUCACUUAUGUUCCCUUCCAUCAAACACAACGGAAACUCCUGGCAAGAAUAUUAAAUGGCAUCCCAUUGAAUCUCAUAAUAAUAACUCGUACAUUUAUCUAUAAAAAUGAAGACUCCUGGAUUUUACAUUUUCUGUAAUUUGAACAAGUACAUGUGUAGUACAAGUAUCAGAUUACAGGUUGAAUUUAUGGCAUUAUUAACACUUAAGAAUUAUAGCUAUGAAAUUGAUUGUGAUGAAUUUUAUAAUGAUUUGAUUGUUAAUGGCUUGAGACACACAUAACAUAGAAAUCUAUUUUUAGGUGUACAUGUAUUCAUGAAUUAUACAUGUAAUUAUGAGUCUUUUUGAUGAUACAUGUAUAUGUACAAUACUUCCUAGCUCUCCAUUGUACCUUCAUAUACAUAGCUGACAUACAUAACAUGACAUAUACAUAAAAUGCUACACAUCAUGAUGUUGUGAAGAUUUAACACAGUUGUACCCCAAAGAAACAAAGCCCACAGCAGAGUUUCUAUCUUGUGCACUCUGAUUGACUCCUGUGAUGAUGUAUUUAUAAACACUGUUAUCCCUCGUAUGUUCAGGACAGAUAUUAGUAGCUUUGAUAGCCAAAAAUUACAUUUUUUUUUUUCGGAAAAGUAAACACAUGAAUAUGUUGUUCAUUAGAUUGACUAAUGACGCGAGAUAGAAAAACUUUGUAGUUUUGUUAUAAUUGAAUGUGUAUUGGCUAAAAAGAGCAGACCAGAUGUCCCUGAAUUUAAUAUAGGGUAAACACUAUUCAGCUGUCAUUGGUGGCAUAUCCCUCAUUCUUUGCCUGCAUAACUAAAUUACAUGUAGACAUACCAGUAGGUAAAGUUUUAUGAUGGAUUUUAAUGAAAAUAACAAAACGAAACGACAAAAUGCACAAAUGAUUUACAUUUAUGUC
Liolophura sinensis is the source of this 4008-nucleotide messenger RNA. Its product is annotated as DNA topoisomerase 3-beta-1-like. Gene Ontology annotation, cellular component: nucleus. Gene Ontology annotation, molecular function: DNA binding; DNA topoisomerase type I (single strand cut, ATP-independent) activity. NCBI's taxonomy places the organism in Eukaryota, Metazoa, Mollusca, Polyplacophora, Chitonida, Chitonidae. The record is from RefSeq and is a predicted model, not a curated record. The transcript has 17 exons. Gene Ontology annotation, biological process: DNA repair; DNA topological change; DNA recombination. The coding region runs from base 120 to 2672 and encodes 850 amino acids.